This is a messenger RNA of Paraphaeosphaeria sporulosa, 735 nucleotides long. RefSeq lists its product as uncharacterized. The transcript has 2 exons. Gene Ontology annotation, molecular function: procollagen-proline 4-dioxygenase activity; L-ascorbic acid binding; iron ion binding. Gene Ontology annotation, biological process: peptidyl-proline hydroxylation to 4-hydroxy-L-proline. Gene Ontology annotation, cellular component: endoplasmic reticulum. The record is from RefSeq and is a predicted model, not a curated record. Lineage: Eukaryota; Fungi; Ascomycota; Dothideomycetes; Pleosporales; Didymosphaeriaceae. The coding region runs from base 1 to 735 and encodes 244 amino acids.
AUGGCUUCAGCAAAGAAGGCCGAGCUGCCCCAAGGGUUCCUCGACGGACCAGCUCCAAACCUCAUCAAGCACGUCGUCGACUUCAAGAAGGAGGGCAUACCAGUAUAUGAAGGUCGAUGGGCUGUCAUUCUGGACGGCGUUCUAUCAGAGGAGGAAUGUGAUUGGUUGACGAAGGCUGCAGAAGCGACCACCGCAGGCGAAUGGGAGCGGGCAAUGGUGAAUGUUGGAAAUGGUCAACAGAGGCUGUAUGAGGACACCAGGAAGUGCGGGCGUAUCAUCUGGGAUGACCGCGAGGUGGUUGCUAAAAUAUGGGCGAGGAUACAGGAUUCGGUUCCUGACAUCCACCGGUUGCAAGACUGGGCCGACGUGACUGGUCUUGGGCCUGCAAAGCGCAAAGAAACCUGGAAAGUGACACGAUUGAAUGAGAGGAUGCGAUUCUUGAAAUAUGUGGGAGGGGAGUACUUCAAAGCCCACAAUGAUGGCUGCUACGAAACGCCUGACGGCACAGAGCGCUCGUACUUUACGCUCCACCUGUAUCUCAACGACGCCGCAGACCAGCUCAAGGGCGGCGCAACCACAUUCUACGAUUAUCGAAUGGACAAGAAGAUCGAUGUUGACCCGAAGAGUGGGCGCAUCCUCAUUUUCCAGCAUCGCAACCUUCUUCAUUCGGGCGAUGAUGUAAAGAGCGGAAUCAAGUAUACUAUGAGGACCGAUAUCAUGUAUACCAAGGAGUAA